Messenger RNA from Recurvomyces mirabilis, 1476 nucleotides. It is a transcript of the gene IZH3, whose product is annotated as inc metabolism membrane protein. Gene Ontology annotation, molecular function: signaling receptor activity. Bases 1 to 1476 code for a protein of 491 amino acids. Gene Ontology annotation, cellular component: membrane. Lineage: Eukaryota; Fungi; Ascomycota; Dothideomycetes; Mycosphaerellales; Teratosphaeriaceae. The transcript has 2 exons. Gene Ontology annotation, biological process: intracellular zinc ion homeostasis. The record is from RefSeq and is a predicted model, not a curated record.
AUGUUGCGAGGAUACUCCUCAACAUACGUUAUCCAGACCCAUGAGGAGCCCACACUAGGCGCCACCUCUGGCGCAGACUUCGAAAUAGACGUAGACAGAGCACGGAAGAGGCGACGCCACUCCAGCUACCAGCAACGGACAUGGAGUAUGGAAAGGGAGAAUAUGCAGGUCUUUAUCGACCGUUUCUUGGUAGAUCUGGGCCGGCGACUAGAGAUGAUUGAGAGUUAUGGCCAUAUCAAAAUAGAUUCAGGCAUGAAGUAUGCGUACGACACGCUGCACGAUGUGCAUGAUAAUUGCAUGCAGGUCGGUGGUGAUAUCGUAGGCGCCGGGCGGAAGAGGGCGAACGUGCUGGUAGAGACGUUGGACGAGCACUAUAGGGGUGCGCUGGCCCGGAAGGAGACUUUGGAGCAGAGCGUGCGGGAGGGAGUGAAGAUGUGCGAGGCCAUGAUGACCGAGUUCGAAGCCCAGGCGUACUCAAGAAGGACAAGCAUAGCGGCUGCAGCGCACGACAUGCUGGAUACUAGUGUAGCAUACGCUGAAGAAGCAGCUACGAAAGCCACGGAGAUAGUAUCAGAAGGCGCAGACGCAGCCCGCCGAGCGAAGGAGAAGCUCAAGAUCAAAGUCGAGGCCGCUGUAGUUCACGCUCGUGAACACGGCCUCAUAACAUUCGAGCUUCUCCCAGAGCCUUGGAGGGUAAAUCCACACAUCUUAUCGGGCUACCGCUUCUCCGAAACCAAACUCGACUGUAUACGCUCUUGCUUCCAAUUGUCGAACGAGACAGUCAACAUCUGGAGCCACGCACUCGGCCUGCUUGUCGUCCUAGCAAUAGCUUUCUGGGUCUACCCAUCCACCAAGGCAUUCACGGCAGCGACCAACUUCGACAUCUUCAUCGCCGGCUGCUUCUUCUUCGCGGCUUGCAAAUGUCUAAUUUGUUCAACGAUGUGGCACGCCAUGAGCAGUAUCUCGAAUCAGACUCUCAUGGAGCGCUUCGCCUGCGUUGAUUACACUGCGGCUAGCAUUAUGACGACAGAAUAUACUGCUUUCUAUUGCGAACCCAUCAGCCGCUGGAUCUAUCUUGGAUCGACGUUCGUUCUCGGAGCUGCGGGGACUGUGUUACCAUGGCACCCGACUUUCAACCGGGCGGACAUGUCAUGGUUGCGAGUAGCUUUCUAUGUUACACUCGCUCUGACCGGGUUCGUCCCUGUGCUGCAGCUAACGUACGAGCGUGGCUGGGAUGAGACGGCAUACUUCUACGCACCGAUCACAAAGUCCGUUACUGUAUAUUUUGUUGGGGCGAUACUGUACGCUGGCAAGGUACCUGAGCGGUUCCUGCCCGGGUGGUUUGACUACAUUGGCGCGAGUCACAAUAUCUGGCAUUUUGCUGUUCUUGGCGGCAUCCUGUUUCACUAUAGCGCUAUGCAGCGAUUCUUUGGCGAGGCUUUCCGACGCGCGGAAAUCGGGUGCUCGGUGUAUUAA